AUGGAAGCUGAGCAGAAUAUUUUGAGGAACACAAUGGAAACAGAAAGACAGGAGUCCAAAUACUGAUGGAAAAGGAUGGAACUUGAAGUGGCAGAGAGAAAAUUAUCCUUCCCAUAACCUGCAGGAAGAAAUGCAUCAUGUUUUGGAACAGCUUGAGCAAGCAGGCCAAGCCCAGGCUGAACUGGAGUCUCGGUACUGUGCUUUGGAGCAGAAACACGAAGCAGAAAUGGAGGAGAAGACUUGUCACAUUUUGAGGCUUCAAAAGACUGAACGAGAGCUGCAGUCUGCCUGUGAAACCCUGAAGGAUCAAAAUUCAAAGGUUCUUCAAGAUAAAAAUGAACAGGCAGUUCAGUCAGCUCAGGCCAUUCAGCAGCUGGAAGAUCAACUCCAGCAAAAAUCCAAAGAAAUUAGCCAAUUUCUAAAUAAACCAACCUUACAGAAUCAUGAAACAGCAUCUCUGACUUCUUUCCCAGCUGUUUAUAACAAGGACUUACAGGCAGUUGCUGAGGGGAAUAUUGCCUCUUUGCAGAAGAAAGUGGUAGAACUGGAGAAUGAAAAGGAAGCCUUACUCCUUAAUUCUGUAGAGCUGGAGAAGCUGAAAGCAGAGAAUGAAAAACUAUCUUCUCAGAUUACUCUCUUGGAGACUCAGAUUAGAACUGGAAAGGAAGAUAGAGAAGUCAGCCAGGUCAGCAUGGAUGAAAGUACCAGGCUCAACAAAUGCAGCUCUUCUACUGAGGAAACUGGGCAAGAUAUCCUGGAAAACACAUUUUCCCAGAAACAUAAAGAAUUAUCUGUUUUAUUAUUGGAAAUGAAAGAAGCUCAAGAAGAAAUUGCAUUUCUUAAAUUGCAGCUCCAGGGCAAAAGGACAGAGGGGGAGGAUGCUGAAGUCCUUGAUCAGAAGGAAAUGAAACAGAUGGAGAAUGAGGGUAUAACUCCAGUUAAAAUGAAAGUAUUGCCUGAAGAUACAAAGCAAGGUUUUCCCUUAAUGCCAGAUGAAGAGAGCAGUUUUCUAGCAAUUGAAAAAGAAGAACAGGCAGGCACUGAACAUGAAGAUAGAACAUCCAAGGAAUUAUCUUUUAAUGGCACUGGAACGGAAUUGGCAUCAACAAAGCAGGAGGCUGUUGAUAAAUCCCGUUUUGUUAUACCAGAUAUCAGUCAGUGUCAGCAGGAUGAGUUGGAAAGGUUGAAAAGUCAAAUUUCAGAGCUUGAGUUAGGCUUUCAUAAAGCAGAAGAAAUCUAUGAGAAAAAUUUGGAUGAGAAAGCUAAGGAAAUAAGCAAUCUAGCCCAGGUGAUUGAGGAGUUUAAGAAAAAUGCAGAAGACACCAGCCAUGCACUCACUGCUUUGUCUGAAGAAAGAGAUCAGCUUCUUUCUCAGGUAAAGGAACUUAGUAUAGUAACAGAACUGAGGGCUCAGGUACAACAACUGGAAGCAAAUCUUACAGAAGCAGAAAGGCAAAGAAGAAUUGACUAUGAAGGCCAAACUACUCAUCACAACCUGCUUACUGAACAGAUCCACAGUCUUAGCAUUGAAGCCAAAUCUAAAGAUGUGAAAAUUGAAGUUUUACAGAAUGAACUGGAUAAUGUGCAGCUUCAGUUUUCUGAACAGAGUACACUGAUAAGAAGCUUGCAAAGCCAGCUGCAGAAGAAGGAAGGUGAAGUGCUUGAAGAGAAGGAACGUGUGAGGGAUAUCUCCAAUAGGAUGGAAGAACUUUCACAUACUCUUUCACAGAAAGAACUUGAAAUAGCAAAAAUGGAUCAACUUUUAUUAGAGAAAAAGAGAGAUGUGGAAACCCUCCAACAAACCAUUGAGGAGAAGAAUCAGCAAGUGACAGAAAUCAGCUUUAGUAUGACCGAGAAAGUGGUUCAACUGAAUGAAGAGAAGUUUUCUCUUGGGGUUGAAAUUAAGACUCUUAAAGAACAGCUGAAUUUAUUAUCCAGAGCUGAAGAAGCAAAAAAAGAGCAAGUAGAAGAAGAUAAGAAAGUUGUUUCUGACCUUAAACAUAAUUAUGACGAGUUGAGCCCUGCAGGGCUGAUGAGUAAAGAAGACCUUCAGCAUGAAUUAGACCUUCUAAAGAAAGAAAGUGAACAGAGAAAGAGAAAGCUCCAGGCAGCUCUUAUUAACAGAAAAGAACUUUUACAAAAAGUCAGUAGAUUAGAAGAGGAAUUAGCCAAAGUGAGAGAUCAACCUAGGAAAGAGAUCCCAUUUAAUGAAAGUGAGAAGAGUGAAAUGGAGGAAAACAAAGAGAACAAAGACUCAGAAAAAUGUGUGUCUUCUAAGUGUCAAGAAAUAGAAAUUUCUUUAAAACAGAUAAUAUCUGAAAAAGAGGUAGAACUAGAGCAUGUAAAAAAGGAUUUGGAGGAAAAGGUGGCAGCUGAAGAACAGUUACAGGGUAUGGUCAAACAGAUGAAUCAGAACUUGCAAGAUAAGACAAACCAGAUAGAUUUGCUCCAAGCAGAAAUCAUUGAAAACCAAGCAAUUAUCCAGAAGUUAACCACAGAUAACAAGGAUGCAGGUGAUAGAGACUCACCAGCACCUGUAAAAGAAGCAGUGGCCAUCAGUCCGGCUGGUGCAGGUAGUGGAGAACACUGGAAACCAGAACUGGAAGAAAAGAUACUGGAUCUUGAAAAAGAAAAGGACCAACUUCAAAAGAAGCUACAGGAGGCAUUGACCUCACGCAAGGUGAUUCUGAAAAAGGCACAGGAGAAAGAAAGGCAUCUUAGGGAGGAGCUAAAGCAACAGAAAGAUUGCUAUAAUCGCUUGCAAGAACAGCUUGAUAAGCAAAGCAAGGAAAACGAAAACAUUGGAAACCAACUAAGGAACCUCCAGAUUCAAGUAAGGGAGUCUGUAGACAGAAAACUCCCACCAGACACUAACCAGCAGGAAUCAGGCUCUCCCAUGCAAGGUUUAGAAGAACCUUUAUUCAAAGCCACAGAACAAGAACCUCCUCAACCCAUUUCAGAGUCCAACUUGGGCCCAGACUUGCCAUCUGAUCCUGGAGAUACAAAUGCUCUGCAGAGUGAUACUUCUAUAGCCCAGAUUAAGGCCCAGCUGAAACAAAUAGAGGCUGAGAAAGAGGAGUUAGAAUUGAAGGUUAGUUCUGCAACGAGUGAGCUUACUAAAAAAUCGGAAGAAGUAUUUCAGUUACAAGAGCAGAUAAAUAAACAGGUGUUAGAGAUACAGAGUCUGAAGACAGCAUCCUGUGAAACUGAAGCCCAUGCAGAAAGCUUGAAGCUGAAAUUGGAAAGCAGUCAAAUAGAAAUUGCUCGGUUAGAGCAUCUCAGAGAAUUACAGCCUGCACUAGAUGAACUGCAAAGACACAUAAGCAAGAAGGAAGAAGAAGUUAGCCACCUUUCUGUACAGCUUAGCAAGAAAGAAGAAACCCUUACCAAAGUGAAGACAGAGAUAAUAGAACAAGAGGACUUAAUUAAAGCUUUACAUACACAACUGGAGAUGCAAGCUAAAGAACAUGAUGAGAAGAUAAAGCACUUACAGGUGGAACUUUGUGAAAUGCAGCAAAAACCAGAUGAAACUGGAGAAGAAAAUAGAGCAAAGCAACAAAUACAGAGGAAACUGCAAGCUGCCCUUAUUUCCCGAAAAGAGGCACUGAAAGAAAACAAAGGUCUCCAAGAGGAGUUGUCUUUGGCCAGAGAUAGCAUUAAACACCUAACAAAGUCUCUUGCAGAUGUGGAAAGCCAAGUUUCUGCUCAAAAUAAAGAAAAAGAUAUAUUCUUAGGAAAGUUAGCUCUUCUUCAGGAAGAAAGAGACAAACUCAUUACAGAAAUGGACAGAUCUUUACUGGAAAAUCAAAGUCUCAUUGGCUCUUGUGAAAGUUUGAAACUAGCUCUGGAAGGUCUUAGUGAAGACAAGGAAAACCUAAUGAAGGAAGUUCAAUCUUUGAAAUGUUCUCAGAUUGCAGAAAUCACUGAGUGGCAAGAGAAACACAAGGAGCUACAGAAAGAGUAUGAAAUUCUUCUGCAGUCCUAUGAGAAUGUUAGUAAUGAGGCAGAAAGGAUUCAGCAUGUGGUAGAAACUGUGAGGCAAGAGAAGCAAGAACUGUAUGGCAAGUUAAGAAGCACAGAAGCAAACAAGAAAGAGGCAGAAAAGCAAUUGCAGGAAGCUGAACAGGAAAUGGAGGAAAUGAAAGAAAAGAUGAGAAAGUUUGCUAAAUCUAAACAGCAGAAAAUCCUAGAGCUGGAAGAAGAGAAUGAUCGGCUUAGAGCAGAGGUACACCCUGCAGGAGGUGCGUCUAAAGAACAUAUGGAAGCAAUUCUUUCUUCCAAUUCCAACAUGAAGGAGGAACUAGAAAGGGUCAAAGCAGAAUAUAAAACCCUUUCUAUAGAGUUUGAGGGUUUAAUGGCUGAGAAGGACUUUCUGAGUCAAGAGGUUCAAGAUUUGAGGUGUCAGAUAGAUGAUAAUGUAUCCAAACAAGCUAGCCUAGAGGCCUCUGAGGAACAUAGUAACCAACCAGAUAUUACCAAAGAGGCAGCACAGUCUGUGCCAGGUGAGGCUAAAGAGCAAGACUCGCUGAAUCAGAGCACAAGUCCUGAAUAUUCAGAAUCCAUUCUAUCAGAGCACAGUGCCAAGACAGAUCCUGACAUAAGUGAGAAUGUAACCUUACAUGAUGAAAUUAAUAACUACCUACAGCAGAUUGAUCAGCUCAAAGAAAGGUUUGCUAAAUUAGAGGAGGAGAAGCAGAAGGAUAAAGAAUUUAGUCAGACUUUAGAAAAUGAGAGAGAUGCCUUGCUUAGUCAAAUAUCAGCAAAGGAUGGUGAACUAAAAAUAAUUAAGGAAGAAGUAAAUAAAAUGAGCCUGUUAAAUCAGCAGAUCCAAGAAGAACUCUCCAGAGUUACCAAAUUAAAGGAGACAGCAGAAGAAGAAAAAGAUGAUUUGGAAGAGAGGCUUAUGAAUCAGUUAGCAGAACUUAAUGGAAGCAUUGGGAAUUAUUAUCAGGAUGUUACAGAUGCCCAAAUAAAAAAUGAGCUACUGGAAUCUGAAAUGCAAAACCUUAAAAAGUGUAUGAGUGAAUUAGAAGAAGAAAAACAGCAGUUAGUCAAGGAAAAAACUAAGGUAGAAUCAGAAAUACGAAAGGAAUAUUUGGAGAAAAUACAGGGUGCUCAGAAAGGACCUGGCAAUAAAAGCCAUGCAAAGGAACUUCAGGAGCUGUUAAAAGAAAAACAACAAGAAGUAAAGCAAUUGCAGAAAGACUGCAUCAGGUAUCAAGAGAAAAUUAGUGCUCUAGAGAGAACUGUUAAGGCUCUAGAAUUUGUUCAAACUGAGUCCCAAAAAGAUUUGGAAAUAACUAAAGAAAAUCUGGCUCAAGCAGAAGAACACCGCAGGAAGGCACAAGCAGAGUUAGCUAGCUUCAAAGUAUUGCUAGAUGACACUCAGAGUGAAGCAGCAAGGGUCCUAGCAGACAAUCUCAAGUUGAAAAAGGAACUUCAGUCAAGUAAAGAAUUCGUUAAAAGCCAAAUGAAACAAAAGGAUGAAGAUCUUGAACGAAGACUGGAGCAGGCAGAAGAUAAACAUCUGAAAGAGAAGAAUAAUAUUCAAGAGAAACUGGAUGCUUUGCAAAGAGAAAAAGUCCACUUGGAAGAGACAUUUGGAGAGAUCCAAGUUACUUUGAACAAGAAAGACAAGGAAGUUAAGCAACUUCAGGAAAAUCUGGAUACUGCUGUGGCCCAGCUUGCAGCUUUCACUAAGAGUAUGUCUUCCCUCCAGGAUGAUCGAGACAGGGUGAUAGAUGAAGCCAAGAAAUGGGAGAGGAAGUUCAGUGAUGCAAUUCAAACCAAAGAAGAAGAAGUUAGACUCAAAGAUGAGAAUUGCAGUGCUCUAAAGGACCAACUUAGGCAGAUGUCCAUCCAUAUGGAGGAAUUGAAGAUUAACAUUUCCAGGCUUGAACAUGACAAGCACAUCUGGGAGUCCAAAGCCCAGACAGAGGUCCAGCUUCAACAGAAGGUCUGUGAUACUCUACAGGGGGAAAACAAAGAACUUUUGUCCCAGCUGGAAGAGACACAAAACCUAUACCACAAUUCUCAGAAUGAAUUAGCUAAAUUGGAAUCAGAGCUUAAGAGUCUCAAAGAUAAGUCAGCUGAUUUAAAUAACUCUCUUGAAGAAUGUAAGGAAAAUAAAGAAAAUUUGGAAGGGAUCAUAAAGCAGCAGGAGGCUGAUAUACAAAAUUGUAAGUUUAGUUAUGAACAGCUAGAGACUGAUCUUCAGGCCUCCAAAGAACUGACCAGCAGACUGCAUGAAGAAAUAAACAUGAAAGAGCAGAAGAUUAUCAGCCUACUUUCUGCCAAGGAAGAAGCAAUCCAAGUAGCUGUCUCUGAGCUCCGUCAGCAGCUUGAUAAAGAAAUUAAAGAACUAGAAAACCAGCUGUCCCAGAAGGAAGAGGAGAAAACUGCCUUAGAAGAGGAGACCAGAAAAGCUGUUGACAAAACCAAUCAGCUUAUUGAAACACUGAAAACCUUCAAAAAAGAAAGCAAGCAGCAGAAAGCUCAGUUGGAUUCUUUUAUUAAAUCCAUGUCUUCUCUCCAGGAUGAUCGAGACCGCAUAGUAAGUGACUACCAACAGCUGGAAGAGCGACAUCUCUCGGUUAUCUUGGAAAAAGACCAACUCAUCCAAGAUGCUGCUGCUGAGAAUAAUAAGCUUAAGGAAGAAAUUCGAUGUUUGAGAAGUCAUAUGGAUGAUCUCAAUUCUGAGAAUGCCAAGCUUGAUGCAGAAUUAAUCCAGUAUAGAGAAGACCUGAACCAAGUGAUAUCCAUAAAGGACUGCCAGCAAAAGCAGCUCCUUGAAGCUCAACUUCAACAGAAUAAGGAACUGAAAAGUGAAUAUGCUAAGUUAGAAGGAAAGCUAAAGGAGUCUGAGGAAGCAAAGGAGGAUCUGCAGAGGUCCUCUGAUGCCCUACGGGAGGAGAAACAGGGCUUAUCUAAAGAGAUUGAGAGCUUGGAGAUGUCUGUAUCUCAGCUAAAGGGACAGGUGACAGCUCUGCAAGAAGAAGGUAACUUAGGAAUAUUUCAGGCCCAAUUAAAAGUAAAAGAAGAAGAAGUACAGAGGCUAAGUACUACCCUUUCCUCCUCUCAAAAGAGAAUUACAGAACUAGAAGAGGAAUUGAUUCGGGUUCAGAAGGAAGCUGCCAAGAAGGUAGGUGAGAUUGAAGAUAAACUGAAGAAAGAAUUAAAGCAUCUUCAUCAUGAUGCUGGGAUAAUGCGAAAUGAAACUGAAACAGCGGAAGAGAGGGUGGCAGAGCUAGCAAGGGAUCUGGUGGAGAUGGAACAGAAAUUACUUGUGGUCACCAAAGAAAAUAAAGAUCUCACAGCACAAAUUCAGUCUUUUGGAAGAUCUAUGAGUUCUCUGCAAAUUAGUAGAGAUCAUGCCACUGAGGAGCUUGAUGAAUUGAAAAGGAAGUAUGAUGCCAAUCUGAAGGAGUUGGCACAUCUGAGAGAAGAACAGGGUCUCUUACGCAGAGAGAGAGAUGUUCUUGUUUCUAAAACUGCCUUUGCAGAGAACUCCACUGAGGAGAACGACUUGUCUCACCUUGAGAAACUUAACAAGCAGCUCCUAUCCAAAGAUGAGCAACUGCUUCACUUGUCCUCACAACUAGAAGGUUCUUACAGCCAAGUGCAGUCUUUUUCCAAGGCUAUGGCCAGUCUGCAGAAUGAGAGGGAUCAUCUUUUGAAUGAGCUGGAGAAACUCUGCAAGACGGAGGAUGGGAAGCAGUGGUCUGCAGCCCAGCCUGCAGCCAAUCCACCUGAAGUACACAGUUUAAAAAAAGCUAUGUCAUCACUCCAAAAUGAUAGAGACCGUCUACUGAAGGAAUUGAAGAACCUGCAGCAGCAAUACUUAGAGAUUAACCAAGAGAUCACUGAGUUACGUCCGCUGAAAACUCAACUUCAGGAAUAUCAAGAUAAGACAAAAACAUUUCAGAUUAUGCAAGAAGAGCUCAGGCAAGAAAACCUCUCCUGGCAGCAUGAGCUGCACCAGCUCAGGAUGGAGAAGAGUUCCUGGGAAAUUCAUGAGAGGAGAAUGAAGGAGCAGUACCUUAUGGCUCUCUCAGAUAAAGAUCAGCAGCUCAGUCAUUUGCAAAAUCUUAUGAGGGAACUGAAGGCUUCUUCUUCCCAGACUCAGACUCUCAAAUUGCAAUACCAAAGACAGCAGGCAUCCCCAGAGACAUCAGCUUCCCUUGAUGGGUCACAAAACCUAGUUUAUGAGACAGAACUUCUCAGGACCCAGCUCAACGACAGCUUAAAGGAAAUUCACCAAAAGGAAUUAAGAAUUCAGCAAUUGAACAGCAAGUUCUCUCAGCUACUUGAAGAAAAAAAUACCCUUUCAAUUCAGCUCUGUGAUACGAGUCAGAGUCUUCGUGAGAACCAGCAACACUACAGUAACCUUUUUAAUCACUGUGCAGUCUUGGAGAAGCAGAUUCAAGAGCUCCAGGCAGGGCCGCUAAAUAUAGAUGUUGCUCCAGGAGCUCCCCAGGAAAAGAGUGGAGCUCACCAAAAGAGUGAUCCUGAGGAACUGAGGGAGUCACAGCUAAGCUUUUCCGAAGCCCAAAAACAGUUGUGUAACACUAAACAAGAGGUGAGCGAAUUAAGGAAGCUGCUGGAAGAAGAACACGACCAAAGAGUGGCUGCUGAGAAUGCCCUCUCCGUGGCUGAGGAACAGAUCAGGCGGUUAGAGCACAGUGAAUGGGACUCUGCCCGGACUCCUAUCAUUGGCUCCUGUGGCACCCAGGAGCAGGCGUUAUUAAUAGAUCUUACAAGCAACAGUUGCCGAAGGACCCGGAAUGGUGCCAGAUGGAAGAGGGUUUUGCGUUCACUCUGUCAUUCCCGGACCCGAGUGCCACUACUAGCAGCAAUCUACAUUCUGAUGGUUCAUGUUCUACUCAUUCUGUGUUUCACAGGCCAUCUGUAAAGUUACUUGUCACCUUUUGGACCCUUCUCCACAGAGCUUGGAAUUCCUCUUUCCCCUAAUGUCACAACCAUCAAUUCCAAUGGAACAGUCUUCCCAUGUACAGAUCAUCUCUCCUAUUCUCCACGGAAAGUGCCUGCAGAAACAGUGGUGGAUAUGUGCACAAGUUAGAGUUGCAGGGAUCAGUGAGUCUGCUGUCUUCUACUAAGGCCUAAACAUAUCUGUGUAAUCUGAGGAGGCCCCACAAUUAGUUUUUGAGCUCAAUAUUCAGAUUUUUCAGGGCUUGAUCAUCUUUUAUGAUCCUGUAAAAAGAUGUUGAGGGGUGUCUUUCACCUAGGAGGAUAGUUCCAAUAAACCUAAUAAUCUGAAGUCCAGUAUCAUUGUCUCAUUUGCCCCUAUAUUUUCUCCUGCUUCAGGGGGAAGGUGGUGCUGCCAUAAACAAGUUAUGGGGAGUGAUCACAUCACCUUAUAGGACAUCUUGUACUAUGGAAUGGGAGGGGAAGAACUCCCCAGGGGCUUAGCUUGUAGCUACUUGGUCCCAGAAGAAGACCACCUUACCUUCCUUGGCUGUUCAGAGAUAAAUGAGGGUUUAUAUUUCUGGAUUAUAAAGACAGGAUCUCAUUGCCUAAGCCCCGGAUUGCAUGUAUACAAAAGGUUAAGUGACUCCUGCUUUUCCUUUUACGAAAAGACAGGAAGAACUAGCUGUGGUCAGUGUGUUUCAGAUUCUUGACCUUAUCUGGAUAUUCUGCCAAUAUGGGACCUGAGACAGCACCUAGGGGCCAACAGGAGCCAAUCCUAGGUGAGGCAUUGACUCCAAGCCAGAAAGUCUUUACUGGUCCGACCAGGGACCACACUCCUCACUCCUAGCCUCUUAGAGUACUAAGCUACUUUGCUGUUGGUGGCAGUUACUCCACUUUUCUCAGUCCCAUGGUCAUGUGCUCUCUGCAGUAAUAGAAGGCUGAGACAAAAGGAGUGGAGGAUAUAGGGAAGUUGAAAUAUUUAAACCUAGGUCUGAGAAUGACAGGCAGGAUUGAAUUCCAUUUGUGCCUACUCCCCACUCCCACCUCCCUCACCACAACCUGUACCCAUUAAUUAUUUCCUCCUUACGCACCUGGUGUGUUUCCUGCGUGUUCUCACAACCCAAAGAAGAGAGAAGACUGGUGGACUGACUUUUCUGCUCUAAUUCUUUGUUCUGUGAUGACCAAAUCGUGGUCACAGCGUCCAAGGAACUUUCCUGAACAAUUGUAAAAUAAUAAAGUUAUUUUCAAAAUGAA
Molecule: messenger RNA, 10182 nt
Organism: Choloepus didactylus (southern two-toed sloth)
Lineage: Eukaryota; Metazoa; Chordata; Mammalia; Pilosa; Megalonychidae
Gene: GOLGB1
Product: golgin B1
Exons: 14
Coding region: 131-8911 (2926 amino acids)
Cellular component (GO): membrane; Golgi apparatus; endoplasmic reticulum-Golgi intermediate compartment
Source: RefSeq, a predicted model, not a curated record